CAGGGAAAACAAAUAUCUAGAAUGCAAUUGGCUUCUCCUCCCUCAGCCACCAAGCAAGUACCCAUCAAGAUUAAAACGCAUGAACCAAGUUGCGGCUCUCACUCACAUUCACACAUGCACUACUUAGUACUUACAUUCACAUACUUACAAAGGUAUUGAUUGGAAGAUGAAACAUACAGGAGGUUAUUUUGGACUCUUGAAAAUAUCAAAGUUGCUGAAAAGUUUACAUUCUUGCAAACCAAUUAAAAUUUAUAGCCAGGGAUAUCAAAUUAGACUUAUAUAUAUGUCUGUUUCUAUGAUUCCGAUCCCUUUCAACGUAAUAAAUUUUUAAUGCUUGUUGACUAAUGAAAAAAAUAAAAGGGAUUUAUGUAUGUGUGUAUAACACUAACCACACACCCAACAAGCAAUAGACACACAAUAAUGACAAAAGAAUUAAAUUAUAUAUAAGACUCGAUCUUAACGUUUUGCUAGCUAGAAUAGAAAGAAAAUAUUUUUGUUAUUGUCUUUCUUAUCCCUGCAAAUCAUAUAACAAUCAGGUAAGUAUUCUAAAUGCUAUUAAUUAACCGACAAUUAGGAUAAAUUAUAUCCAAAUGCUUUUAGAGAUACUUCUAGAAACAGCAAAGGUACAAUGAAUUCAGCGAAAUAACAGUAUAAUGCAACUAAACUUCACAACGAGACAUUAUUAUAAGUUUCUAUUUUAUUUCAAAGAUAUUUAUCAAUCAUCACAAUCCUCUUUUAACGGCAAGGCCACAACAUUAUUUAACAUUUGAUUAUAUGUACCCUACAUUACAUAAUUUUUUUUGCUUUCCUUAGAAUUAUUAUAUAUUAUUAUUGGAUGUCAUCUUGUUCUUGUUCUUCUUCUUCUUCUUUAUAUUUGGAAACUAAGAUAGACCAAGAGAGAGAGCAUAGAUCUAGCAGGUGAGGUGGGACCCAUGGUAUUAAUGUUUAAGGAGAAGAAUACUAGUUACUACUUACUAGUUAGGAGACACGUAAAUGCUCCAUUGGUUUUUGUCAGUAUACACAAAAUUCUUUCAAUUAUUUUUUUUUGUUUCUGUGAUCAUCAUUUUUCUAUCAACUAAUUCUCCCAACUGGACGGCUUGAGCCCAGAGUCAGCAUGCUUUCAGUUUCAGAAUCAGAGAUGGACUGACAUUAAAGGAUAGACCCAUUUGUGUCUCAAUUAGGACCAUAAUGACGAGUGGUUGUUCAAUCGGUGGCCUCUGAAAUUAACAUUUCAUUAAAACCCUUCAAUGUUUUUUGUCUGAACUUUAUUGUAACAAUGUGGUUACUGAUGUAGAUUACUCCUCAUAGUGUAACAUAUGAGAAGUGGAUCCAAUUGAAGUUGUAUCAGAGGUGUUGUGCAUUUCUAUUUCUUCAUAAUUUCUCAUAAUCAUUAAUCACGUCUAACCUAAUAAGAAGUUGCACUAAAACUGCAGAUCCAUUUGAUACAUUUCUAGCACAGCAUGUCAAAUUUAGAUGAUGUAGAAACAUUUUCACUAAAAUGUCUCUCUCACUGGAACUAUUAUCUGUAAAACCAUUCUCCUCUUACAUAAUGAUAUCUAAUAAGUGAUGGAAGUCUAACAAUGGCACAUGAUGUGGGCCAAAUUCGAAACAGGAAGGAACAAUAUAAAAUACAAAUAAAGUUUUGAGAUGCAAUAGCAAUCAUAAGAGUGAAAAAUAGAUCUGGAAAAUAAAUAUCUAGAUAUAUAUGAGCUCAUAAGAACCACCGAAUCGUAAGCACAUAUAGAUAUGUUUUUUCUACAACUCUAUUUGCCUCCAAAAUUGAAUAUGAAUCCGACAGUGUAAUCUCCAUUAGUUUCUAUCAGUCUUAUUCCCUUAAAUAAUUAAUGCUGGUAGAAAUAGGAUAUCAUAUCUAACAAGAAAUGGAGCAUAUUUUAAUUUGUUGUAUCAAACAACCAGCCCUGUAGACUUGAAAUCUAGCAGAUGUAUCAUGGUAGGGUUGGUGUGAGGGUCCUUAAGAUGAGUUUAGUAACAUGGAUUAAUAAGUGACAAUUGAAAAAAAAAAAAAAAAGUGGCCAGAAAAAGUUAUCUGAAUUUUAGAAUCCGAUGGCACAGUAUCCUGCUAACCUCAUCUCUGUUGAAGGUUCUUUUUCUGCACAUAGCAAGGAACUAGCUAGCACCAUAAGGUGGACAGUAGUAGAAUUGGGAAUUCAAAAUCAAUGUACAUCUUUGGGGAGAAAAUUCCAUGAAUAGAAGUUGACUAUAUAGUGUUGGAGAUGCCAAAUUCUUUUGGGAAUUCUUGUGACUAAUCUGCUGAUGUAUGCUUUUACCCUUUUCUAAAUGCAAUAUAAUACAUAAUGAUGAGAUGCCCAAUGGAUGGCCACUGGGUCUUGGGUUUUUGAAUAUAAAGCUUAGAGUUACAGAGGCACCCGCAGCUGCACCGGUGGAGCCUUUCUCAUCGACGCAGAUGCCAUCCACCAGCUUCUCCUCAUUCUCAUCCUCUAACCUUGAUACUGAGCAGUCAACAGCAUCUUUCUUCCAAGACAAGAGUGUAUCCCUUGGGCGUCUUAUAGGAAUAAGAGGAGGGGAGAGAGGACGAUUGUACUUGCCAAACACGCUGAGGUUUGAAGACACUACUGAGAAGAAAACAUUAGGAGAUGCUUCUUGUUCUGAUUCAUCUAACUCAAAGGUACAAGAAGUGGAUGUGUCUGGAGGCAUUUGCAUACCCACAUUACUUGAUGUCCUGCUCAGAAUCAGCACCAAAACUAAGAGAACUUCAAGGAACUAGCUACUACCUACCAUAUGACUAUGAUGCCGUCACACUAAAGAAUUUAACUAGUGAUUUUCAUCCCAUUUUUCUUGAAUGGUCCAUUUGAUCUUUCACAACUCUAUUGUAACUUAGUUAUAUUUCAGAUUAUGGGGAUUAUACAUAAUAAUAAAAGAAUUGGGGUUGAGUGUAUUU
This is a messenger RNA of Arachis ipaensis, 2920 nucleotides long. Lineage: Eukaryota; Viridiplantae; Streptophyta; Magnoliopsida; Fabales; Fabaceae. The record is from RefSeq and is a predicted model, not a curated record.